This is a messenger RNA of Meira miltonrushii, 2985 nucleotides long. RefSeq lists its product as uncharacterized. Gene Ontology annotation, molecular function: RNA cap binding; mRNA binding. Gene Ontology annotation, biological process: nuclear-transcribed mRNA catabolic process, nonsense-mediated decay; mRNA export from nucleus. The transcript has 2 exons. Gene Ontology annotation, cellular component: nuclear cap binding complex; nucleus. The record is from RefSeq and is a predicted model, not a curated record. The annotation marks the transcript as partial. Lineage: Eukaryota; Fungi; Basidiomycota; Exobasidiomycetes; Exobasidiales; Brachybasidiaceae.
GGUGGUGAAGGAGGCUAUCGACCUCGUGGACCGCGCAGAAGUGGUGGAAGAGGUGGCUGGCAAGGUCAUCAUGGGGGCUAUGGCGGAGGAGGAUAUCAACGUCCUCGUGAUGUAUACGAUGCAGAGGAAGAUUACAAGAGAAGAGUACGAGACUCACUCUUUCGUUUGGGAGAUGUUCGUGAAGGCUCCAACGAAGAGUUCCAUCCACCUAGCGAGCUUUUUCGCAUGAAAGAGUUUCUCGAUCAAUCCAUCGUUAGAGGAGGUCAAUACUACGAUACCGUAAUACAUUCAUUCAAGGUCAUGUCCACUGAACAACCACACAAAACACCAUUAACAGCAGCACUCUUGGGAUUCUUGUUUCUACAGCCUACAGCAGUAGACGAUAAUGCAAGUGGCUGGGAUGCGAAGCCUGAAGAGCGAGAAAGUGUGCCUGCAAGCAAUGGGGGCGCAAAAGUUGUGAAAGACUUGAUCGCUGCUUUCCGUAAUGAUUUGGAUGCUCGUUUAUGGCGUAAUGCGCGCUUGUAUCUACACUUGUUUGCGUCUCUUAUCCCACUUGGAAUCAUUCAAGCUGCAUCUGUUCGUCGCAUGCUGACAUCCUUUGCUGCGGUCCUAGAUGAGCCUGGUGUAACCGCAGCUCGCGGAGACAGAGCAGCAAUAUGCAUCAUCGAGACCAUGUGCAGAGCAGGAAGAGAUCUUUGCAAAGACGGAGAAGAUGGUGAUCAGCGAUUCGCAUUACAAGAAUUAGAUGAUCUUGUUGAAAGGGUUGAACGAUACGCAAAAGAGUACAGGAACGUCGAAGUAGAUCUCGUAAGACCGUUCGCGAUCCUAUCGGAAUCUGAAAAAGGAGAGGAGGAAGAUUGGAUGCAUGAAGAGACAUUUGAUACAGCAGUCAUUGCCCUUCAAAAACUACGUGCACGAGACUAUAGCAAGUCAGCCUUUUUGCCUUCACCUUUGGAUCUUCUCCCACCUCCUAUCGUGGCCAGUGUCGCGAUUCCACAUCCGGAAACGAUUGCACUCCCUGAUUUGCUCGUACCGCCUGAUGAUGAAUAUGCCGACGGUCCAUCCACGUCAACACACAAUCUGAGCAGCUCUCAAGGAAAUGGUCAAGACAGAAAUCGUCAACGUCGCACAGGCAAGAGCAGCAAUACUGACGAACAAGCAACUUACAGAGCUGGAGCAGGGGUUGAACGUGUGUACAGAUAUCCAAGAUGGUUCAAAGAUACUGUACCUGCACCUUCAACACCCGAAGCUGUCACGCUUCGCUCGACUAUUCAAGAUAUCAUUGACCUAUACCAAGUCAAUCGCAAAGAAUGUGCAAAGAUCUUGUUCGAUUUGCCUAGAUGGUUGCGCAAGGGAACAUUUGCUGGAAAGGGUGUAUCGCCAUUGGUGGGCAUCUUUGGCGAGGCUGAAGAUUCAUGGCAAUUAAGUGCCGAUGAUACACUGCAGGGCAGUUGGUCGCUUGAUGAGCUAAUAGUGGAAAGUAUUCUGUCAAACAGCUUGGUCUUACCUGUGCCCCCACAGAAGCCUCUAUAUUAUACAACAUUAUUGCGAGAAGUUGUAACGAUCAAUCCUCAAAGUAUUGCACCGGCUAUGGGCAAGAGCGUACGCAGAGUUUACGGUCUGCUAGGUACGGGUAGAGCGGAUACAGAGGCGAUCAGACGAUUUGCCGAUUGGUUCAGCGUUCAUUUGAGUAAUUUCAACUUUAGCUGGAAUUGGAAGGAAUGGAUUCCAGAUAUGGGGAAGGCACAUGCACAUCCAAAGCUGGCAUUCGCUAGACGCAUCGUUGAACUUGAAAUCCGACUGGCCUACUUUGAAAGAAUCAAGCAGAGUUUGCCGGCUGAAGUACAGGCACAUUUGCUACCACCCGCCGAACCUUCUCCGACAUUCACAUAUGCUGCUGAAGACCAUCCUUUCCAUGAACGCGCUGCCGGAUUAAUUCAAUCCAUGCGAGCCCGGGCAACGGCUGAGGUAAUCUUGGCUGAACUGCAAAGUUUCCGCAAAGAAAUUGCUCCAGAAUCAUCAUCUUCCUUCGUACCGAGCAGCAAUGAAACAGCAGGAUUCAAGGUCAAGAAUGAAGCAGAAGCCGAGCUUGCCAUUCGAGAUGUUGUGAUGCAAUCAUUGUUGAGCAUCGGUAGCCGAAGUUUCUCUCAUUUCUUAAACGUUGUUGAACGUUAUCAUGCCCUCUUGCGUCAAUUGUCUACUUCGCCUUCUAUGCGAUUGGCUAUCCUUUCCAGUACAGUACGGUUCUGGCACAGCUCAUCGCAAUGGAUUUUGAUCAUUGUUGACAAAUGGCUGCAAUAUCGUAUCAUCGAGCCGACAGAUGUCGUGGACUUUGUCUUUUCGCCUCCUACAGAUCAACCGGAAAUCACUACUGGGACAGAAGAUGUGGCUCAAAUGCGAGAUUGGAGUAGCUUCUUGUGGUGGGAAUUGAUCAAGUUGACCGUUCAUAAGGUACACGGACGUGUUGAUCAAGUGAAAAAGCGAUUAGAAACUCUAAAGAGAGAAGAAAUUGAUCGUUUAGAACGUGAAGAAGCAGUUAAAGAAGCAGGAAAUGGAAUGGAAGAUAUCAGAAAUGAAAAAGAUGGAGAACCCAAAGCGGCUUUAUUCCCUAGCGGUGCUACGGUGAGCACUUUGCCCAGACGGCCAGACCUUCCACCUGUUCCUAGUGCAGCAGCUGGAGAUGAUAAUGCCUUGGACGCAUCUGCUACUGGCCCAAAUGCUGAGAAGAAACAAACGGUCGAAGAAGUAGAGACGGCUUAUCAAAAUAUCUCACAAGAACAAAGAAAGGUUCUUAUUCGUACUUUGACUGGAUUUGUUGAUCGACUCAAGGGUGCGCCUGCCACCAUUUGGCAAAGGAAAGAGCAGGAAGGCAAUGAUGAACAAACUUGGCAAGAUUGGUGGGUCAAAGGAUGGUACGUAGAGUAUUGCCGAUUGUUCAACAAAGAUUUGAUGGCAAAUCAUGAAACAAUUAUUGGAAAUGUCUUU